UCUCCUCAUGAGCUGUGUCACACUGACAGCUCAGGGGACAUGUACACUGAUCAUCAGGGCACUGAUGAUCAGUGUGCCCUGAUGAUCAGUGUAGCCCCAGCAGUGCCACCUGUCAGUGCUCAUCAAUGCCACCUGCAAGUGCCUAUCAGUGCCACAUCAAUGCCACAUAUCAGUGCCCAUCUGAGCUGCCUUUCAGUGUCACCUAUCAGUGCCAGUCAGUGCCACCUAUUAAUGCCAGUCAGUGUCACCUAUCAGUGCUGCCAGUCAGUGCCACCUAUCAGUGCCAGUCAGUGCCACCUAUCAGUGCCAGUCAGUGCCAACUAUCAGUGCACAUCAGUGUUGCCUAUCAGUGCUGCCUAACAGUGCCAGUCAAUGACACAUAACAGUGCCAGUCAGUGCCGCCUAUCAGUGCCACCUAUCAGUG
This is a messenger RNA of Staurois parvus, 424 nucleotides long. The record is from the annotation of a GenBank genome assembly. Lineage: Eukaryota; Metazoa; Chordata; Amphibia; Anura; Ranidae.